Cordyceps militaris CM01 is the source of this 1713-nucleotide messenger RNA. Its product is annotated as bZIP transcription factor (AP-1), putative. Gene Ontology annotation, molecular function: transcription cis-regulatory region binding; DNA-binding transcription activator activity, RNA polymerase II-specific. Lineage: Eukaryota; Fungi; Ascomycota; Sordariomycetes; Hypocreales; Cordycipitaceae. The record is from RefSeq and is a predicted model, not a curated record. The transcript is spliced from 3 exons. The coding region runs from base 1 to 1713 and encodes 570 amino acids. Gene Ontology annotation, cellular component: RNA polymerase II transcription regulator complex.
AUGUCCGCAAACACCAAUGAACAUUCCGGCGACGGCUUCUUCUUAACUCCGCAUCAGCAAGGUCUGCUAUUUGCUGCCCUCAACACGAACAAACAGCAGGCGCUUACUAGCUCUGCCGCGCCGAACCCAGUCUCCCUCUCUCCCAGCUCCUUCAAGCACUCCCCCAGCAAUGGUGCCCCCGUCGCCGGAGGCUACCAGGAGAGUCCCUUCAUCGACAACUAUGAAUACGAGUUUGGAGAUUCCAGCUUCGACUUUUCUUUUGCCGGAAACGACCAGGCUGCCAUGAUUGGCGACAUGCCGUCUACCUCUGAUAAAUCCGAUACCCCCGAAGAUGACUUGCACGAGAAGCGCAGCUAUCCCGACGACGAUGACGAUGACGGUCUAGAGAAUGACGCGAAAAGGCGUGAGGCCGGUGAAAAGAUUCCAAAGAAGCCCGGCCGAAAGCCGCUGACCUCGGAGCCUACUUCCAAACGCAAGGCGCAGAACCGUGCCGCACAGAGAGCAUUCCGCGAGAGAAAGGAGAAGCACCUCAAAGACCUCGAAAUCAAGGUUGAGGAGUUGGAAAAGGCAUCUGAAGCUACCAACCAUGAAAACAGCAGGCUUCGAGCCCAGGUUGACCGCAUGAACACUGAGCUCAAGCAGUACAAGCAAAAGAUGUCCAUGCUUGCUCAACCCAAGCCUUCACUGCAGAGCGUUCCUUUCCCUGGUGCUGGUGUCAACGGUAUCAACGACGUCAACUUCCAGUUUGAAUUCCCCAAGUUUGGAGCCCUUCCCGGCCCGCCCCUCAGCAAGCCGGCCCAGAGAUCCGUGUCCCAACCCCUCAGCCCCCAAAAUGGCACCCAGGUGUCUAGCCCCGCCGUCAGCAUGAGCAGCGACAUCAAGUCUCCUCGGCAGUCGGCCGCUCAGUUCAAGGAAGACUUGGCCAAAUUUUCCAACAUCUUCUCACCUUCGAUGAGCAGCUCCGCCGGCAAUGGCUCACGCGCCAGCGUUGACUCGGCCAACUAUAGCUUCCCGGGGGCCACGAGCUCGCCGUCUGCCUCGUCCAACUCCAAUGUUGGGCCCAGCUCCUCCUGUGGCACCUCACCUGAACCCUUUACACAGUCUCCUAUGGGCUUCAAGCCAGUCGAUGCUCUCAGCACAAUUGGCGAGGAGCAGCUGCCCAUAAAUAACUCGGAGCAGGCGUUCACUGACUUUGCCAAUGCGGACUUUGGCACCAACAGUCUGGACUGGCUUGCGCAACAGAACGGCGGCCAGUUUGAUCCCCAGCUUUUCAAUGACUACAGAGAGCCGCAGCAAAAUAUCAUGUCCAACCCAUCUUUUGACGACUUCUUCAACGAUUCAUUUGAUGCCGACUUCCUCACGCCUUUCAACGCUGCUACCAACGCCAACCUGCCCAAGAAGAAUAAUCUCAUUGCUGAGAUUGACGCGAAGCAGAACGAAGAUGACGUCCCGGUCGGUGGCAAGAAUAGACGAGCACACGAGAUCUGGGAAAAGUUGCAGGAAUGCCCCAAAGCCCAGAGCGGCGAUUUUGACCUCGAUGGUCUAUGUAGCGAGCUCACCAAGAAGGCCAAGUGCUCCGGUAGCGGCCCCGUUGUCGGUGAGGUCGACUUUGACACCAUCCUCAAAAAGUACAUGGGCAAGGAUGUCGCCUCUGAGUGUGUCGCCGACAAGCUCGGCAUCGAAGUGGACAGGAGCAAGACGACCAAGAAAUAA